Molecule: messenger RNA, 623 nt
Organism: Notothenia coriiceps (black rockcod)
Lineage: Eukaryota; Metazoa; Chordata; Actinopteri; Perciformes; Nototheniidae
Gene: micos10
Product: mitochondrial contact site and cristae organizing system subunit 10
Exons: 4
Coding region: 62-289 (75 amino acids)
Cellular component (GO): mitochondrion; mitochondrial inner membrane; MICOS complex
Source: RefSeq, a predicted model, not a curated record
AGCACUUGAAUGUAUCACCAGAGCUGCAUUGACACUUGAAAGGAGCUAGCUACUGUGCAGCAUGUCUGAGAAGGAGCUGGCGAAAAAGUGGGACCGAUGCCUGGCUGACGGUGCCAUUAAACUCGGCACUGGUCUGGGGUUAGGAAUCGUUUUUUCUGUUCUCUUCUUUAAACGGCACACCUGGCCCAUUUCAUUUGGCUCAGGAACAGGACUCGGCAUGGCAUAUGCCAACUGUCAGAAUGACCUGAGGUCAUUUUAUAUGCUGCACAGCAGCGAAAAGGAGCAGUAGCUGUAUGUCGUCGAUGGAUUUUUUUUUGUUUGGACCUUAUUGUUUUGUUUGAGUCACCAUUUGCACUGUUCUACACUAAGAUCCUUGUCUUUCUGUUGAACGAUCCGUCACAGUAUGUAUGAUGUGUAUGUGCCUGAUCAGGACAGUCUGAGUAUGUUUAAUAAAAUAAUAAUAACCACAAAAAGGAUGCCCUGCUGAUUCAUGUUUUUCUCCGAUGGUUGAUUUUGGGUGAAACCCAUUUUAAAAUCCCAUUCAACUAAGUAAAAAAAAAAAACAUAGUAACAUAAUGUACUAUAACAAGAUUGUAUACACAUUAAAUGCAGCUUUGAAAAUA